This is a messenger RNA of Linum tenue, 1917 nucleotides long. NCBI's taxonomy places the organism in Eukaryota, Viridiplantae, Streptophyta, Magnoliopsida, Malpighiales, Linaceae. The record is from the annotation of a GenBank genome assembly.
UUUUUUUUUUUUUUUUUAAUUUUACUCCUUCCGUCCGCGACCCUCUAAAGGAAUCGAUUGCUCAUUUCUCCCUUCUCGUCUGCGCAAUCCCCUAAAUAGCAGGAGAGGGAAGAUCUGGAGCUGCAUCAAAAUCAGCGAUCAGCGGAGGAGAGGGAGGUGGUGUACCAAUGGGUCAAGCCUUUCGGAAGCUCUUUGAUUCUUUCUUCGGCAACACCGAGAUGCGGGUGUUUAGCUAUAUCUCCGACUCCCAGGGAGCCAAAAGGUUGUAUGUUAUUAAUUUUGUACUGGUAUUCGUCACAGGACCAUCACCUUGCCAAAUGCUAGUGGAUAAUAGUUCUUUUAAUGUUCUUUCACCAAGAAGUGGCACUGUUAUGUUGGACAUAGAUGCUUGCGUGCUUGAUGCAAGCAAGCUUCUCAAGUUAUAUAUGUAGAAUGAUAUUGGCAAUCCUCUGCAUGAAGGAUUCUUCUUCAAAUCUCAUUGUACUCUAAUUAUGCCAUAUUUAAUGGAUGAUGGGUUGACAUCAAAUGCCUGGGACAGCAUCAAGUUUAAGUCCCUAUAUGUCAAGAAGAGUUCGAGAUUACUUUUGUGUGCUGUUGCUGAUUCUUUUUUCCAGCAUUCUGUCCUUGAUAUGUUCAGUAUGUGAUGUGGUUCAUUAUUUGUAAUUGUCUGUAUAUGAGUGAAUACUGGUGCAAAUAACUCUUUGAAUGCGACCAGGUAAUCAAGUCAUAGUAACUUGGUAGUUGGUACAGACGCUAAGUUACAGGUGCAAGUGCAUAGUUGAGAACUUAAUGACCUUUUUUGUGUGCUUGUUUCGGGAAGGGUGGUGUGGGUGCAUUUGUAACAAAACAGGGGCAUAAUUGAAUGAAAAAAAUUACACCAGUUCAACAAAUUAUGUGCAUUUUUGUCUUCAAACACGGUGCAAUGUUCAUUGAAGUUUGAUACAUGUGAGAAAAUAUUUUUUUUCUGUGUUCUCAUAUAUAUGUGAUUCUUUGUUUGCUUUUUCAGGAACUCGGAUAUGACUUUGGUUAUUCCAGUUCUUGAUUGAUUCUUAUUCUUAUUGCUGGCCUAGGUUGUGAUGCUGGGACUGGAUGCAGCUGGUAAAACAACUAUACUUUACAAGCUACACAUUGGAGAAGUUCUAUCUACGGUCCCGACAAUAGGUUUCAACGUGGAGAAAGUACAAUAUAAGAAUGUGGUGUUCACUGUUUGGGAUGUUGGAGGCCAAGAAAAAUUACGACCACUUUGGAGGCAUUAUUUCAAUAAUACUGAUGGCUUGAUAUAUGUGGUUGAUUCCUUGGACAGAGAGAGGAUUGUCAAAGCAAAGGCAGAGUUUCAGGCCAUAAUCAAAGAUCCGUUUAUGCUUAACAGUGUCAUCUUGGUGUUUGCCAACAAACAGGAUAUGAAAGGUGCAAUGACUCCAGCGGAAGUAGGCCAAGGGUUGGGCCUAUUCGAACUCAAAAACAGAAAAUGGCACAUACAAGGGACGUGUGCGCUAAAGGGAGAUGGGUUAUACGAGGGCCUGGACUGGUUAUCUAGUACUCUGAAAGAGAUGAGAGCUGCUGGAUACUCUUCAGUUGGACCAUCAGCAUUCUGAAAUUACAGAUCGCGUGGAUACAGGUUCUUAGUGAAGCAACUGGAGAUUGAUUCCAUGGAAGUGGCCAAUUUGUAGAUUUUUGCGGGGUUUUGUCUCCCUUGUACUUCCGUAGUUGCCUGAUGCAACUUUCACUUCGAUCAGUGUAUAUAUUGGAAAGAUGUAUAACUCGCAUCCUAACUCAGGGUUUCUUCAAAUCUGGUUUGGAAUUGAUUACGGCCUUGUAUAUGGUCAUCACAUCAACGAACUCUGCCUAUGACUAUGGUUAAUUAGUCUUCGUGUAAAUUACAAGGUUGGUCACUGGGAUUACUAAAACAGUUUGGUC